Triticum aestivum (bread wheat) is the source of this 3103-nucleotide messenger RNA. RefSeq names its product LRR receptor-like serine/threonine-protein kinase RGI2. The coding region runs from base 1 to 3036 and encodes 1011 amino acids. Lineage: Eukaryota; Viridiplantae; Streptophyta; Magnoliopsida; Poales; Poaceae. The record is from RefSeq and is a predicted model, not a curated record. The transcript is spliced from 2 exons. Gene Ontology annotation, biological process: protein phosphorylation. Gene Ontology annotation, molecular function: ATP binding; receptor serine/threonine kinase binding; protein kinase activity.
AUGCGCCAUUUGAUCCUCCUACUACUAGCCAUCUUCUUUGCUCCAACAUCCUCCACCAUAUCUUCUCCUAACCAACAGGCACAGGCAGCCUUCCUCGUCACCUCAUGGCUGAACAACACGGCUACACGUCCAACGGACUGGUUGCUCGGGUUGGCCUCACCAUGCGGGUGGUCCCACAUCAGCUGCGAUGCUGCAAGUGGCACCACAGUGGUGUCCAUCAUAUUCAGUGAUAUCCAACUAGGUGUGGUCCUCCCGCGUGGCCUAUGCGCCGCACUACCGCAGCUGAGCACCUUUAUUGUCACCGGUGCCGGCCUGACUGGUUUCAUCCCCGACGACCUAUCCCGGUGCAGCCACCUCACUGUGCUUGACAUGAGCAACAACUCGCUGUCUGGCUCUAUCCCGUCGUCGCUCGGCAACCUUGCACCAUCGCUCAAACAACUUCACUUGUUUAGUAAUCUUCUCUCCGGUGAGCUGCCGGUCUCACUUAGCGAGCUGUGGCUAGUUGAGUCACUGCGCAUAGGUGACAACCCGGAGCUGAGCGGGCAAAUACCGGAAUCUUUCUCAAAACUCCGCAAUGUUAUCACACUCGGCAUGGCACAGACAAACAUUUCUGGUUCCAUCCCUGCCUCGCUAGGGCAGCUUUGCAGGAUACAAACACUACGCCUACAGGUAGCAAGGCUUUCUGGGUCCAUCCCACCAGAGCUAGGGAACUGUUCAAAUCUCAUCGACAUCCACCUAUAUGAAAACUCACUAUCGGGCCCACUCCCGGCAGCAUUGGGCAUGCUUCCACGAUUGCAUUUUCUUUACCUUUCUGAUAACUUCCACACGGGGCCCAUCCCAAAAUCAUUCGGGAACCUGACCACGUUACUGGAGCUAGACCUAGGUGAUAACUGCCUUUCCGGUGUUGGACCGGUAUUCCUUGGUAGGUUAUUAGCUCUACGAUGGUUGGACCUGAGUAUCAACAAUCUAACUGGCUCAAUCCCUCCUGAAAUUGGCCGACUCACCAGUUUGACUUAUCUGAUGAUGUGCCAAAACCAGCUCAGUGGAACUAUCCCAGCAUCACUAACUUCGCUCAUCACCCUUGAGUUUCUCGACCUCUCAAUGAAUCUUCUCACCGGCGUCGUACCCCCAAUGUUAUUCCAUCUACCAAACUUAACUUCGCUAUUGCUCAGAUCAAAUGAUUUAUCAGGACCACUGCCACAUGACAUCAGCAGGGCAAGAAACCUCACGUAUCUUCACCUUGGUGGCAAUCGUAUUGCUGGGUCCAUACCUCCAGCGGUCGCUGGAAUGAAGAGUAUAAAAUACCUCAUCCUCAGCAACAACCGGCUUACUGGACCUAUGCCUGCUAAACUGGGAAGCUGCUUGCAGCUGCAGAUGAUCGUUCUUAGUAACAACAUGUUGAGUGGGACUCUGCCAACUUCACUGGUUGGUUUGAGAGAUCUUCAACAGCUCGAUAUCUCACAUAACCAAUUCACAGGCCAUGUGCCACAUAUGCUUUCUCAGCUCAAAGCCCUGAAAAGAUUGAUGCUCAGCGGAAACUCAUUCGUUGGCCCAAUACCGGCAUCUCUCGGACAAUGCACCAAUCUUGAACUCCUUGACCUUAGCGACAACAAGCUCUAUGGGCUUAUUCCUGAUGAGCUUUUUGACAUUGAUAAGCUCAACAUUGUGCUAAACUUGAGCGCUAACAAGCUCACCGGGCAAUUACCCGCAAAGAUGUCAGCCUUGAAGAAACUCAAUGUUCUCGACCUCUCACACAAUGCUCUCAAUGGCACCCUCGACCCUCUAGCUGGGAUGGCCAGCCUUGUGACACUAAAUGUGUCCAAUAAUAACUUCUCUGGGUACAUUCCUGAAACUAUUCUCUUUCAACAUAUUCCUAUAUCGUGCCUCAUCGGCAAUUCUGGGCUCUGCAACAAAGGAUGGAAUGUCUGUUCUGCCAAGGACACAGACGGCAGCCCGCAGACAAAGAAGAAUGCCAACCAAAAGCACAACAUUACCAUAAUAUUUGUGGUGAUUGCUGCAGUAUUGGCAGUACCAGGGAUUAUUGUGACACUUAGUGUGUGUGGAAGAGGAAAAUAUCGUGCUGGUGACAGUAUGGUGAGCCUGGAGUUGGCAAGUCUACCUAAGUUUGUGGCAUUUCAAAACUUGACCUUCUCCAUUGAGCAAUUGCUAAGCAAACUUGCCGAAUCAGACAAAAUAGGCCAAGGUGCUGCCGCUGAGGUCUAUCGUGUCAACAUCAGCAACAACAGAUCAGUCGCUGUCAAGAAACUUCGGCAAGGACAAGGGAAACCAAAUGAGGGAAACAACAACAUCCUCGGUCACCCCAUCCAAAACACAUUCUGGACAGAGGUACGCACAAUCGGUUCAAUCCGGCAUAAAAACAUUGUGCGGUUUCUAGGGUACUACUUCAGCAGUAGCGUCCAACUUCUCCUGUAUGAUUAUGUACCAAAUGGUAGCCUUGGCGGGUUGCUCCAUGAUGGCAGCAGUUUGCAACUAGAUUGGAAAAUUCGAUACCAAAUCUUGUUGGGUGUGUCACAUGGACUAACAUACCUUCAUCAUGACUGCACACCACCAAUCAUCCACCGCGACAUCAAGCCGAAUAACAUUCUAAUUGACCUUGACUUCAAAGCCUACAUUGCAGACUUUGGCAUCGCAAAGCUGUUCGACCCUAGAGCAUUGAUCCAUACAUGUGCUGGCACAUUUGGUUAUAUGGCUCCAGAAUACACUCACGGGACUGAGAUCAACGAGAAGAGUGAUGUCUACAGCUUUGGAGUGGUCAUGCUAGAAGUCCUGACAGGCAAGAAACCUAUUAUCUCAGUCGAAGAUGCCACCCACAUUGUUGAAUGGGUCCAGGAGCAGAAUGAUGUGAGGGAGGCACUUGACUCUAUCCUCCGGGGCCAGCCCAACUCAGAGAUCCAGGAGAUGCUGCAGGUGAUAGGAGUUGCUUUACUUUGCACUAGGCAUACCCCAAGUAGGCGUCCAACAAUGAAAGACGUCACCUGUAUGUUGGAGGAGAUCCACGGGCAAGGAGCACAUUAAGCUUUCAGCACUGUCCAGGGGGAAGCAACGGAGGCCCCCAUCAAUGUGCAAAGUUGAGUGAUGAAAU